AUGAAUUUAGAUAAAGAAGAAGAAAUAUUAUACAAAAAAGUAUCAACCUCAUCAAAUAAUAGUAAAGGAUUUAUAAAGACAAAUUUAAAGAAAAUAAAAGAUACAACAUCAAGUAAUACAAUGGUUCAUCAAAUAGAUGGAAAAGGUAAUGUGACAACAAUUUUUGUUCCAAAAAGAUUCUCCAGAAAAAGCACCACAGGAAGUGAGGGUGAAGAUGAUUAUCAUAAAAAUAAAUCAUUAACUAUUUUUGAAAAAAUUUUUCUAUCAAAAAUUGUUUUAAGGUUAAUCAAUUACCUACCAAAACCUUCAACAUUAAUAUUAUUUUUAAUAUUAUGUACAGUAGUUACAUUUAAUUCAUACAAAAUUAUGGAAUUAAAUAAUCGUAUACUAAUAUUGGAGGAGUAUUUAAAUAAUAAUAAUGAAAAAAAUAAUCAGAAAGAAAUACCUAAUAAUUUUGAAGUGGAUGAUCUUGAUGAUAUUGUAAAGAAUAGUACUCGAAGACUUGUCAGAAGUCAUAGAUCAUAUAAUUCUUUGAUUCAUAAUCAAAAAAAUUAUGAUAAUAAUAAAAAUAAAUGCGUCUGUCCACCAGGACCAAAAGGUGAACCAGGUGAACCAUGGUGGUCAAAAUCUUCAGAAAGUCAAAAACAUAUGCGUAAUUUUAUUUCCCAAAUAUGGAAUCCCAAAAUUGUUGGUAAAGAUGAUAGAGUAAUUUCUCUUGAUAGACAACUAAGAAGGGAUUUACGUACAAUGGGCUUUUUGUAUUCACCUGAUGGUAGUCGUAUUCAAGUUCGUGGUAUUCCUGGUCCUCCAGGACCACCUGGACCAAAAGGUUUAAGAGGUUAUCCAGGAUUUCCAGGACCAAUUGGAUUUGAUGGACCAAGAGGAUUUCCAGGAGCACCAGGAAUGAAAGGUGAUCCUGGUGAAAGAGGACCUGCUGGACCUCCUGGAUUAGCUGGUCCACCAGGUUUACCAGGAACAUUUGGUGAUAUUAGAGAAGCUAUGUCAAUAAUUGGAAAAGAAUCAUCUUAUAAAAUUGAUAAAACAAAUUUGAAUCAUCAACCACCAAUUUAUGUAACUGGACCACCAGGUCCACCAGGACCACCGGGACCUCCUGGUAUUCAGGGACCAACAGGAAAAAUUGGACCUCAAGGUCCAAAAGGAGAUAGAGGAUUACCAGGAUUUGAUGGUGAAUCACGAAUAGGACCAAAAGGUGAACAAGGAAUACCAGGUAAACCUGGCUUACCAGGCCUUCAAGGAGAAAGAGGUUUACAAGGAUUAAAGGGUGAUGAUGGAAAACAAGGACUUAAAGGAGAACCAGGUUCUCCUGGACCAAAGGGUGCACAGGGCCAUAGAGGACCACCAGGAUUUACAAGACAUAUGUCAAAAUCAGAUUCACAAUAUGUUUCUCUUCCUGGACCACCUGGACCACCAGGUCCUAAAGGUGAUAAGGGUGAUAGAGGGGAAGAUGGUAUAAGAGGUUCAGAUGGAGCAGAUGGUAUUCCUGGAAAAACAGGACCUCAAGGAAUACCUGGAUUACGUGGUGAAAAGGGUUCAAAAGGCGAUCGUGGUAUUAAAGGUGAUAACGGAAUUCAAGGUCCACCAGGUCCAUCUUCUAUUACAAGAAAUGAUGUUGGUAGUAGAUCACAAACAGUUAUCCAGGGACCACCAGGACCUCCAGGUAGAGAUGGAAGAGAUGGUGAAAAAGGAGAAAAGGGUGAUAACGGUAGUAAAGGACUUCCAGGAAUACCAGGUCAACAAGGACCUGAAGGUCCACCAGGUAAAAAAGGAAAACGAGGUAAACCUGGUUCAAUUUUGGAACAUAUGAAUGAAAUUGUUUCAAAAGUUAUACCUUUAAUUGAGAAGCAACUAAAUAUUACAUUGCUUCAUCAUGUAAAACAUGUUGUUAAAGAUAUCAAAACUGGACCUAUCGGACCACCUGGAAAGCAAGGAGAUCAAGGUUUACCUGGUCUUCCUGGACCUAGAGGACCACAAGGAUUACCAGGACAUGUUGGAGAAAAAGGUGAAAGAGGUAGUAUUGGAGCACCAGGUUUACCUGGUUCUCCUGGUGAAAGUUUAUCAUAUAUUGGAAGAGAAAGUAAAACUAUUAUUGAAGGACCUCCUGGUCCUCCUGGACCACAAGGUUUGCCUGGACCAAAAGGUGAUAUAGGAUCACCUGGAUCAUUAGGUUUACCAGGUCCACCAGGUCCAAUGGGUUUAAGAGGUCCUCCAGGAGCAAAUGGAGUUGAAGGAAAACAGGGAAAAAUUGGACCACCAGGACCAAAAGGAGAUUUAGGACCACGUGGUAAUCCAGGACCAGCAGGUGCACCAGGAAAUCCAGGAGAAAGAGGUCCACGUGGUAAACCAGGUGAACAAGGAGAAAAAGGUGAACAAGGAAUUCCAGGACUUGAUGCUCCAUGUCCUACUGGACCAGAUGGAUUACCAAUGCCAUAUUGUAGUUGGAAACCUAGUGAUUUUGAUGAGAAUGGGAAUGUCGUUUCAAGAAUUAAUCAUAAUAAAGAUUACAAAACAGCAGUCAUUUUGGUUGAUGAUGAUUCUGAUACUUCAAGUAAUGUGGAUUAUAAGAAACACUAA
This is a messenger RNA of Strongyloides ratti, 2592 nucleotides long. RefSeq names its product Collagen triple helix repeat-containing protein. NCBI's taxonomy places the organism in Eukaryota, Metazoa, Nematoda, Chromadorea, Rhabditida, Strongyloididae. The record is from RefSeq and is a predicted model, not a curated record. The coding region runs from base 1 to 2592 and encodes 863 amino acids. The transcript is spliced from 13 exons.